UUGGCGUUGGUCAAAUUGUGUGGGGAUUAUUAGCCUGAGUUUUUAGAUAAACUACUCUCUAACUCUGAUUUUUUUAUCAUCCUGUCAAAAUAGUUUUAGGUGAAAAGAUUUAAUACUACAAAGUUGUAAGAAAAAACAAAUCCUAUUAUGCAUGUUACGGUCCACAUUAAAAGGCCGAUAUAAUUGUAAAGCCCAUGAGCCCAAGAAAGCCCUAAAAUUUAAUUAGGGUUUCAGUGUCUUCAAAUUCACCUAUCCUCAGCCUCAACUCUCUCCUCUAUCCACUCUCAGCCGGAAAAUUUUUCCUUGAUUCAUUACGACAGAGAGAACCAUGCCGGCGAAACAGAGGACCCCGAAGGUCAACAGAAACCCUGAUCUGAUCAGGGGUGUUGGUAAAUACUCGAGAUCCCAGAUGUACCAUAAGAGAGGUUUGUGGGCUAUCAAGGCCAAAAAUGGAGGCGUUUUCCCACGUCACGACGCUAAAUCUAAGGUUGAUGCUCCGGUGGAGAAGCCACCGAAGUUCUAUCCAGCUGAAGAUGUUAAGAAACCUCUCCCCAACAGGCGCACGGCAAAACCAACCAAGCUCAGAGCUAGCAUUACUCCAGGUACAGUGUUGAUUAUCCUUGCUGGUAGGUUCAAGGGAAAGAGAGUUGUCUUCCUUAAGCAGCUUGCCUCUGGUUUGCUUCUUGUGACUGGACCAUUCAAGAUCAAUGGUGUUCCUUUGAGACGUGUUAACCAGGCCUAUGUGAUUGGCACUUCCACAAAGGUUGACAUUUCUGGAGUCACCCUCGAUAAAUUCGAUGAUAAGUACUUUGGCAAGGUUGCUGAGAAGAAAAAGAAGAAGACAGAAGGAGAGUUCUUUGAGGCUGAGAAAGAGGAGAAGAAGGAGAUCCCACAGGUGAAGAAAGAUGACCAGAAAGCUGUGGAUGCAGCUUUGAUCAAAGCCAUUGAAGCAGUUCCAGAGUUGAAGACUUACCUUGGCGCAAGGUUUUCAUUGAAACAAGGAAUGAAGCCCCAUGAGCUUGUUUUCUAGAUUUCAUUACUUUUUUUCUGAGGUCUCUAGAGUAUCUGUCUCCUGAAGUGUUUUACCUUCUAAAUGGUUGUUUUGUUCUUGUUCACUGAACACAUACAAUUUUUGGCUUAUACAUUCUCUGUUCUUACGUAUGGACAAACUAUCGAUCCUGUUUUUGAUUGUGAGCUUUGUAGCGUGGUUCGUGAUAGAAAUGGGAUAAUUAUUGUCAAAAAAAAAGG
Molecule: messenger RNA, 1248 nt
Organism: Arabidopsis thaliana (thale cress)
Lineage: Eukaryota; Viridiplantae; Streptophyta; Magnoliopsida; Brassicales; Brassicaceae
Product: Ribosomal protein L6 family protein
Exons: 4
Coding region: 329-1030 (233 amino acids)
Biological process (GO): translation
Cellular component (GO): ribosome
Molecular function (GO): structural constituent of ribosome
Source: RefSeq, marked reviewed